Molecule: messenger RNA, 1806 nt
Organism: Aspergillus campestris IBT 28561
Lineage: Eukaryota; Fungi; Ascomycota; Eurotiomycetes; Eurotiales; Aspergillaceae
Product: amino acid permease
Exons: 19
Coding region: 266-1774 (502 amino acids)
Biological process (GO): transmembrane transport
Cellular component (GO): membrane
Molecular function (GO): transmembrane transporter activity
Source: RefSeq, a predicted model, not a curated record
CUAAGCAUGCUCCUGAACGUGAUGAAACCAGGAGACGAGGACAUGGCCAGAUAAGGCAACAUAGGGGCGGCUUCACGCGACCAAGCUUCCCCGCAUUUGCGCAGGAUGGACAUUCCGUAUCCAUCCAACUGGCUAGGGUCUUUUAAUCCCUAGUGGCUGCAGCCCUAGCGUCAAGCCACCCCUAGUUUACUACAUAUUCCAGAGGGAUGGACACACCGUUCGAUACGCCGUCUGGAAUCUCUUUGUUUUCCAAAACACUAUCACUAUGGACACCAAAGACGAGAAGAGUUUCGAGGAGGUCGCCGAGGAUGAUGUCCAGCUGGCGCAAAUGGGCCACAGGCCCGAAUUGAAACGGAAUUUCUCAACCCUGUCCAUGCUGGGCUUGGCGUUUGCGGUUUUAAAUUCCUGGACGGCACUUUCGGCCAGUUUAUCGAUCAGCUUGACUUCGGGUGGGAGUACGAGUGUAAUUUGGGGGCUGAUCACUGCUGGAACCUGCAACCUCUGCAUUGCGGCCUCUUUGGCCGAGUUUCUGUCUGCUUAUCCGACGGCGGGUGGUCAGUAUCAUUGGGUGGCAGCAGUCUCCUGGCCGGAAUGGGUUCCGAUAUUGUCGUGGGUGACUGGCUGGGUCAAUGUCGCGGGAUGGGUUGCCCUGGUAGCUACCAACUGUCUCUUGUCGGCCCAACUCAUUGCCGGCAUCGUAUCCUCUGUAUACCCGGGUUUCGUGUGGCAGCGCUGGCAGCAGUUUCUGAUCUACGUGGGAUAUACACUGCUGGCAUUCGUCGUUAACGCGUUCAUGAACUCCAUCCUCCCAAUCAUAUAUCGCGGUGCCUUGACGUGGUCGCUGGGUGGCUUCGUACUUGUCUCCAUCACACUCCUCGCGUGCGCGUCGCCGGAUUACAACUCUGCUUACUUCGUCUUUUGUGAAUUUGUCAACAACACUGGCUGGCCUGAUGGGGUUGCUUGGAUGCUGGGGCUUCUUCAAGGAGGAUUGGGAGUUACGGCGUUUGACGCCGUUGUACACAUGAUCGAGGAAAUUCCCCAACCAUCUAUCAGAGGGCCGAAGAUCAUGGUCGGCUGUGUUGGAAUUGGAACGUUUACCGGAACCGUCUUCCUCAUUGUUCUUCUAUUCGUCGCAGGCAACAUUAAAGAUGCGAUCGACUCAGAAGCAGGACCGCUGCUACAGAUUCUCCUGCAUGCGACAAAGAACACCGCGGGUGGCAUCUGCCUUCUAAUGCUCCCCCUCGUGUGUCUGGCUUUUGCGACCCUCAGCGUCAUGACAACGAGUAGCCGGAUGAUCUUCGCAUUCGCAAGAGACGGCGGUCUUCCGGCCUCGCGCUUCUUCGCGCACGUUCAUCCCAAGCUUGGGCUCCCUCUAAACGCGCUGGGCCUGAGCUCUGUGGUUGUCGUGAUUUUCGGCCUGAUCUACUUGGGUUCGACAAGCGCCUUCAACGCGAUCAUCUCGUCUUCUGUCGUAGCGCUGGAUUUGUCGUAUGCCAUGCCCAUUGCCGUCAACUGUCUCCGUGGACGCAAGACGCUUCCGGAUAGGAAGUGGAAGGUCCCUAAUAUGAUUGGAUGGGUGAUUGAUAUUAUCUCGCUCUCUUACAUUGCCUUGACGACAGUGCUUUUCCUGUUCCCUCCCUCGCGAGUGGUGACAGGUAGCAGUAUGAAUUAUUGUGUCGUUGCGUUUGGAAUCAUCUUGAUUGUAUCGGUAGUACAGUGGAUUGUGGAUGGGAGGAAGAAUUUCACCGGGCCCCGGAUGGAUAUCAACGCAUAGUUUGUGGCCAAUGUGGUGAGGAUAGAUGCAGU